AUGGACGGAUUUACGAGAGAGCAAAUUGGCCAAAGCGUUUGGGAGUUCCCGGACACCUACGAGCUUGUUAGUUUUCUGGGUGGCGGUUCAUUUGGUCAGGUGGCCAAGGUGAGAAAAAGAGGCACCGAAAACUACUUCGCCAUGAAAAAGCUUAUGCGCCCCUUCGAGAGGGAGGAGGAUGCUAAGGGUGCCUAUCGCGAAAUCCGACUGCUAAAGCAUAUGGAGCACCCAAACAUCAUCAGCCUGCUGAACGUCUUCCAUCCACCGGCGAUGAGGAUGGAAUUUCGGCAGGUUUAUUUGGUGACUCAUCUUAUGGACGAGGAUCUGCACAAGUACUCGCGUUCGAGAAGGAUGAGUGAGCACGAGAUUAGGCCAAUCCUUUACCAAAUACUGCGGGGUCUGAAGUACAUACACAGCGCCGGUGUUGUUCAUCGCGAUUUGAAGCCCUGCAACAUCGCAGUUAAUGCAAAUAAUGAGGUGCGCAUACUUGACUUUGGUCUAUCCCGUCUGUGCGCAGAGAACAUGACGGACUUUGUGGGUACUCUGUGGUAUCGGGCACCGGAAACACUCUUCCUCAGGGGUCAGUACACAAAGGCCAUCGACAUGUGGUCUGUUGGUUGCAUUCUGGCGGAACUUAUUUCGGGACGGGUCCUGUUCCCCGGUGAAGACUACUUCCACCAACUGCGGUGCCUGCUUGACGUAAUGGGCACUCCGACUAGGGAGUUUGUCAGUGGAAUUGGCUUGCAACAUUCGCGUAAUUACGUGGAGAGGUACCCGUUGCGGCAAAGAUGUGAUUUUCACCACUUGUUUCUGGGUGCCGACGUCCAGGCAGUGGAUUUAAUGGAGAAAAUGCUCGAAAUGGUACCCGAAAGACGUAUUACAGCCGCGGCUGCAAUGCGCCAUCCAUACCUAAGGGAUUUCAUUCAGCCACACCAUCAUGACGAAGACAUCGCACCAGUAUAUGAUCAGAACUUCGAAAACCUAAUACUGCCCGUAAAUUGCUGGAAGGAACUUAUUUACAAUGAGAUUCAGAAUUUCAACCCAAAAUAA
This is a messenger RNA of Drosophila teissieri, 1050 nucleotides long. RefSeq names its product putative mitogen-activated protein kinase 14C. Gene Ontology annotation, cellular component: nucleus; cytoplasm. NCBI's taxonomy places the organism in Eukaryota, Metazoa, Arthropoda, Insecta, Diptera, Drosophilidae. The record is from RefSeq and is a predicted model, not a curated record. The transcript has a single exon. The coding region runs from base 1 to 1050 and encodes 349 amino acids. Gene Ontology annotation, biological process: protein phosphorylation; intracellular signal transduction. Gene Ontology annotation, molecular function: ATP binding; protein serine/threonine kinase activity.